This is a messenger RNA of Leguminivora glycinivorella, 2657 nucleotides long. It is a transcript of the gene Ate1, whose product is annotated as arginyl-tRNA--protein transferase 1. Gene Ontology annotation, cellular component: cytoplasm. The record is from RefSeq and is a predicted model, not a curated record. Lineage: Eukaryota; Metazoa; Arthropoda; Insecta; Lepidoptera; Tortricidae. Gene Ontology annotation, molecular function: arginyl-tRNA--protein transferase activity. Gene Ontology annotation, biological process: protein arginylation.
AGUUAAAAAAAAAAAAAAACGUCUCUGUGGGACUUGCCUUGUGUCUUCGUCAGGAAGCUACAAUUUUAUUUCUAGCCUUUUAAUUUUGUCUUCGUGAAAGAUAUCUUGAUGUUUCGUAGUAGUAUUGUAGAAUAUUAUGCAGAUAGCCAGGACAGAUGUGGCUACUGCAAAAGUCCCAAUACGAAUUUCACCCACGGUAUGUGGGCACAUUCCAUGACUGUGGGUGACUAUCAAGAUCUCAUCGAUAGGGGCUGGCGGAGAUGUGGAAAAUAUUGUUACAAACCGACAAUGGAAGUUACUUGCUGCCCUAUGUACACUAUAAGGUGCAGAGCAUUAGAAUUUAAAGCUACAAAGUCUCAGAAGAAAGUAUUGAAGCGUUUUAAUAAUAUUUUAGGACAAGAUGCAAAUGAGAAAUCUGAGAUGGCUGGAGAUGGCAAUCGGAAGAUGUCUACUUGCAGCAGUGAGGCUGAUAUAGCAGAGGGGGUGGAGCAAUUCCUGGAGAGUACAAAUGUGCCACAGAAUAUUAAUAUUAGCAACAUUGUGAAGGCAGAUGAAGAAGAGGCUUUUGAAGACCCUAAAGAGCAGUGUAAAGGAACCCAAAGUAGAAUUAGAAUCUACUUCAAGCCAGUAAGCAAACCAUUAGAUAAGAGUAAGCCUAAAGAAGUGAAAAAAGGUGAGGGCUACAACCCAGCUAAAGCUCCCAGUAAAAAAGCAAAGCAAAUUAGAUUGGAGAGGAAAAUGGAAAAACUUAAGGAAAAAGGAAUUGAUAUCAGUUCUUUGUCUAACACAAACAAAAAUAAGGAAAAAGAAGUAGAGGAUUUUAUAAAUGAAUUACCCGAUGAUGUCAAACAUAAACUAGAGAUAAAAUUAGUGAGAACUGCACCUCCAAGCCCGGAAUGGGAGGCAACCAUGAAAGAAACUUGUGAAGUUUAUGCCAAGUAUCAGACGGUCAUACAUAAUGAUAAGCCUGAAAAGUGUACACCAACUAAGUUCCUCAGCUUUUUAGUGCAGAGCCCAUUGCUGGAAGAGCAUAGUGACUCUGCCCCGCCUUGUGGUUACGGCUCCUUCCACCAACAAUACUGGCUGGACGGAAAACUCAUAGCCGUGGGUGUCAUAGACAUACUGCCCAAGUGUGUCUCAUCGGUUUACUUCUUCUAUGACCCAGCUUACACUCAUCUUACAUUGGGCACUUAUGGAGCUUUGAGGGAGAUAGCCUUCACCAGGCAACUGCAGUCAGUCAGUCCCGCGCUAAAGUAUUACUACAUGGGCUACUACAUCCACUCCUGCAAGAAGAUGCGGUACAAGGGCAACUUCUAUCCCUCCGACCUCGCCUGCCCUGAGACUUACAAAUGGUUCCCUUUAAAGGACUGUAUCCCUAAGCUCGAAGCCACGCCAUACUCUAGACUAGACCCGGACAUUGACAGUGUAGAUCAUAACUACCCUAAAGAUGACGAUAUGAAUUAUGUACCGGUGCUGGCCAAAGGUGUUGUAAUGCCAUAUAAAACUUAUAAGAGGAAAAGUAAGAAAGGUAACUUUGAAGAGAUGUUGCAGCAGUAUUCGCAGUUAGUUGGAGCUGUUUGUGCCAAGCGGAUGAUAUUAGUAAGUCAAUGAGAGUAUACUGUAGAAAAUGUUCUUUCUAGUUUAAUUCCCACCUUCAAUGUAAAUCUGUUUGUUCUUUGUACUUAAAUAGUGUUUUGUGAUGAAUAAUACAUUUAGUGUUAUAUGCUUUCGUCAUUUAGGUAAUUGCAAAGUUGGUUUACAGGUUGAUUCACGAAGUUGGCGUGAAUGGAAUGAACGAAGCUUAUAGUGUGUGAGUGACACCUGCUAACUGUCAAGAGCCACCAUAUUAUUGGCUAAUUUGUCCCACACAUAGAUAUUUUCAUUCAUUCAAUCAUUCAUGCCAACUCUUAUGAAUUGACCAGUACUUCUCAAUGUUUUCAUACAAGUUACAGGAGUCUGUAUCAACCCCCUUACUAGUAGUUUAUCAUCAGAAUAAGAUCCAUAGUUGCUCAACAAAUUUACAAAUAUUUCAUGAACAUAAUUUUUCUCAAUAAGUAGCUAUUCUCAAUAAUAAUAUUCGUCCAAUUAUUGAUAUAUUGAUUUGAUUAUGCCUAACUAGUCAUAGUUAAUAAUCCGUAAGUUUAAUUAUAGUUUUCUGAUUAUAAUUUUGUUUAAUGUACUACAAAGCAGACCAUUACGCACAGCUAAUACCAUAGAUAAGUGGUCUUUAAAAAUAUUUCUUCUAGCAAGUUUUAAGGUUAGAAGACAAUUAAUUCAACCAAAUUAUUUGUGAUGUUUUCGAAUAAUUGAUAAAGUGACGCAUUUUUUAAACUGUGUGCAUCACAGCAACAUUAUAACGGGGGCGCGGGACCGUGGGACAAGUGCACACAGCACAUCACACAUUACCUAACUAAUAGUUAGGGGUAGAGGGGGAGUCCCAUUUCAUUUUUGACGGCAGGGAGCUUAAAAACAGGUAACCCCCACCUAGGCACAUAGCGCUAAUUAAUAACAAAAACGCUACGCUAUUGAAAACGCCACAGUACAUACCUACCUAUCUUAAUCAAAUAAGGGGCCCGUUUCUCAAAACUGAAAGUUACAAGUUACAAGCGGAAGUCUCUUUCCAACUUGUCAUAUUAGACAUUGUAAAUUGUAACUUG